GGACAGAGCUGCAGAGAGAAAGAUGGAGAAUCCGCUGCUUUUAUCCCCCCAGCUCAAUGCUUCUUCGCGGAUGAAAUUGUUAUAUAAAAGCAUGAAACCUUUCAACAAAGAUGGGGCAAAGACGGAAGCAAAAAACAGAGCACAGGAAAAGAAGAACCGGUUGAGUCUCCUGCUGAAGAAGUCUGAAUUGCACCCAAAUCCCACCCAUCUUGACACUUUUGAGAAACUGACAGAUGCUUCAAGUGAGUCCCCUGAAGAAAUAAAGAAAUGGGGUGAAUCUUUUGACAAACUUAUUUCGCAGAAAGCUGGGAUAGAUGCAUUCAUAAGGUUCCUCAAAUCCGAGUUUAGUGAAGAGAACAUUGAGUUUUGGAUGGCGUGUGAAGAUUACAAAAAGAUCAAAGACCCUGGUCAACUUUCACUCAAAGCAAAGGAAAUAUACAAGGCAUUCAUUGAAAAAGAUGCUCCAAAGGAGGUCAACCUUGACUUUAACACCAAAGAGUGCGCCAGUCAGAACAUCAGCCAACCUACACUCAACAGCUUUGACGCCGCACAAACCAAAAUCUACACACUGAUGGAGCAAGACAGUUACCCACGCUUUCUGAAGUCGAACCUUUACUCAGAUUUGCUCAACAGCAGGCCUCUGGGUUAUUCAGCGCUUCGAAGAAGAUCGCGCUCAUUCACCUUCAAUGAAUUCAAAAAUGCUCAGCCAGAUUUUGCCAUCUGGCUGUAAGGAAACAAUCCCUUUUGGAGUCUGCCACUUUGAGAAU
Euleptes europaea (tarantolino) is the source of this 767-nucleotide messenger RNA. RefSeq names its product regulator of G protein signaling 18 (gene RGS18). The transcript is spliced from 5 exons. Lineage: Eukaryota; Metazoa; Chordata; Lepidosauria; Squamata; Sphaerodactylidae. The record is from RefSeq and is a predicted model, not a curated record. The coding region runs from base 23 to 730 and encodes 235 amino acids.